This is a messenger RNA of Saprolegnia parasitica CBS 223.65, 408 nucleotides long. RefSeq lists its product as hypothetical. The transcript has 2 exons. The coding region runs from base 1 to 408 and encodes 135 amino acids. Lineage: Eukaryota; Oomycota; Saprolegniomycetes; Saprolegniales; Saprolegniaceae. The record is from RefSeq and is a predicted model, not a curated record.
AUGCAGUUGCCACUCGUUCUUGUCCUCUGCGCGCUCGUGUCGGUGUUUGCAGCCGAUUCGCUCGACGCUGCAUCGUUUGCGAUCGCCACCGACUUGCGCAACACAAUGGAGCAUGGCCUCACUCGCAACAACACGGCCGCCGCCACCCAGCCCAUUCAAGAGUCGCCCAUGCUCUCGGACGCCGAGAUGGCGCGGGUAUGGGCGACUGCGCACAACGGUGGUCUCUCGGUACUUUCGGGCAUUUCCGUCUACGGCAGCAUCGCGCUCGACCUCCAGAGCAUCGCCACCCACGGCCUCACACCGACCAAUGGCGCGAGCUUUCUUACCAACGUCCAAUUGGCGAUCGAUCUCGGAACGCUCACCAACGGGUCGACGAUCGUCUCAGUGCGAUCCCAGGUCUUAUUUUGA